Cricetulus griseus (Chinese hamster) is the source of this 5560-nucleotide messenger RNA. NCBI's taxonomy places the organism in Eukaryota, Metazoa, Chordata, Mammalia, Rodentia, Cricetidae. The record is from RefSeq and is a predicted model, not a curated record.
AGCUGGGGGAACUUUGCCUGGAUUGCACUUUCCUGUUCUCUAGUCCGCCCCCGCCAGAGGGGCUCGGCUCCGGGAUUCAAGAUGGAGUCGUUGAGUAGAGCAGGGCAAGAGAUGAGUCUGGCGGCCUUGAAGCAGCACGACCCCUAUAUCACCAGCAUCGCAGACCUCACGGGCCAGGUCGCUCUGUACACUUUCUGCCCUAAGGCCAACCAGUGGGAGAAGACUGAUAUAGAAGGGACCCUAUUUGUAUAUCGAAGGUCAGCUUCACCUUACCAUGGUUUUACCAUUGUCAACCGACUGAACAUGCACAAUCUGGUUGAACCAGUGAAUAAAGAUUUGGAAUUUCAGCUCCAUGAACCAUUUCUCCUAUAUAGAAAUGCAAGCUUGUCAAUAUACAGCAUCUGGUUUUAUGACAAGAAUGAUUGUCACCGAAUAGCGAAACUCAUGGCUGAUGUAGUAGAAGAGGAGACACGUCGAUCCCAGCAGGCUGCUCGAGAGAAACAGAGUCCCAGCCAGGCCAAUGGCUGCAGCGACCAAAGGCCCAUCGACAUCCUGGAGAUGCUUAGCAGAGCCAAGGAUGAGUAUGAGAGGAAUCAGAUGGGCGGCUCAAAUAUCUCCAGCCCUGGGUUACAGCCAAGCACUCAGCUCUCCAAUCUGGGAAGCACCGAGACUCUAGAAGAGACACCCUCUGGGUUACAAGAUAAGUCUGCCCCGUCUGGUCACAAACAUCUGACAGUGGAAGAGUUGUUUGGAACCUCUUUGCCAAAGGAGCAACCAGCAGUUGUGGGUCUAGAGUCAGAAGAUGCGGAGAAGCUGCCCGGAGAUGCAUCGCAGAAAGAGCCCAGCUCAUUUCUCCCAUUUCCCUUUGAGCAGUCAGGGGGAGCACCUCAGUCCGAAAGCCUGGGUGUCCGUUCUGUCGCUCACCACACAGUCCAGCCUGAAGUCACUGCCCCAGUGCUCAUCACUCCUGCCUCCAUUGCACAGUCAGGUGAAAAGCAUGCCCCAAGCUACACAAUCCCCCUGAGCCCUGUCCUAAGUCCUACGCUGCCAGCCGAAGGUCCUGCCACACAGGUUCCCCACUUACCUCGGAAUAGCACCAUGAUGCAAGCAGUAAAGACCACACCUAGACAGAAGUCUCCACUCCUGAACCAGCCAGUCCCUGAGCUAAGCCACAGCAGUCUGAUUGCUAGCCAGAGCCCCUUCAGAGCCCCAGUGAGCCUGUCAAGUACAGCUGGCUCAUCCCUCCCAAGCGUUGAUCUGCUCCAAAAACUCAGGUUGACCCCACAGCAUGACCAAAUACAGGCACAGCCUCUUGGAAAAGGUGCAAUGGCACCCAACUUCUCUUCAGCAGCUGGCCAACUGGCCACCCCUGAGAGCUUCAUAGAGCCUCCCUCUAAGACAGCAACAGCAAGAGCAGCAAGCUCAGCUUCCCUGAGCAACAUGGUGCUUGCUCCAACUCUUCAGUCUAUGCAGCAAAACCAGGAUCCUGAAGUAUUUGCCCAGCCUAAGGUGUUACCCAGUGCCGUCCCGAUUGCAGGCCCUCCAUUGGUGACUGCAACAACCACAGCAGUAUCUUCUAUCCUGCUGUCCCCCAGUGUGUUCCAGCAAACAGUUCCCAGGUCCACAGACCUAGAGAGGAAGACAAGCUCUCCUUCUCCCCUCACUGUUGGAACACCUGAAAAUCAGAGGAAACCUUCCAUCAUUCUCAGCAAGUCUCAGCUCCAGGACACACUGAUACAUCUAAUAAAGAAUGACUCUAACUUCCUCAGUACACUUCAUGAAGUCUACUUGCAGGUUUUGACCAAGAACAAAGACAACCACAACCUAUGACUGGAAUAAAGUCGGUGUGAAGGUAGAGGGUGCACUUCAGAAUCAAGCAGGCUUCCUCCUGCACAUCUGAAUAGAACCUGGAGCUUUGGGAAGCCUGAGUUUGAGCCUUUGAGAGAGCCUUGUUCCUUAAAGAUGUUUUCUAGAGACAUUCUCAGUGAUGAUGGAGGUUUCACUGUGAAGCAUCACCAGCAGACCUUUGUUUGACAAAACAACAAAAAAGACCAUUGUGUUGAGUUCCGUGGGUGUGUGUGGAAUGAGGAGCCUGAUUGUCAGCUUGCUUUCCAGGCCUCGGGAGGAGCCACCAGCCUUGCAGCCACACUCAGUGGAGCCGGUGCCCUCCCUCCACUUCUGGCCCUACAAGCUCUGAACGAAUGUCAGCUCCACAAAGUACCUUCAAGUUUUAAGGAUCAGAGCUUAAGUUGAUUCUUUAGAAGGUAUCUGUUCUCAAGUGAAGUAUGUUUUCUAUGAGCACCCCGCUUGGGCCUUAAAACUUCUGGGAUUUCUUUGUGUUUCGUUCAGUGUCCCUGGUCCUGCCAUGUACAAACUCCAGUGAAGCAUGGCUGUUUGUUUGGGUAGGGCCCGGCUGGGCUCUGAUGGAGGAGGCUUGAAACCUUUGAAGCAGAGGCUGGGUUGCACGGAUCCAGAUCCUACCAGAAAGCUCCACUUCUAGUGAACUCUCCAGUGGUUUGGAAGUGUCAAGUUGGUGUGUGAAGCACAGCCUUAUUUUCCUUUUCUGUCUAAACAGUUGAAGUUAUUGUUGAUUGUUUUCCUUAACACUUUGACAAAAGGACCAGUGGACCAAUCUGACAAAGCCAUUCUGGUUCCAUUCCUCAAAUGUGCUGAGAGCAGUUUUAAAGCUAUGCAGAAAAGGGAGCUGUACUCACACUGCCCUUCCUUUGUUGUAGAAUAUGGAGUCAAAGAGCAAGUGUGAGACGCAGAACCUCACCAGUAUAUUCCUAGGCUGAGUUCUUCCAGCCUUGGUGUGAAACUGUAAAGACGCUUUGUGAUGCUGCUAUUGAUCUGCCAUGGUUUCUAUUUAUUCUUUUAUGGCAUGUAAUGGUGUUUAGUAAUAUUUUAAUGUAGAAUUUGAUGAUUUCAGCAAUAGUAAUUUUGAGAUAUUCUUUGAAUGAGAAGUGUCUUUGUUUCUAUGAUACAGGUCAUUUUGUAGUAUUUAACCAAUUAAGAUGCACUGCUUACUUUUCUGAGCACUAUUUAAUGAUGGGUAAGAACCCAGUUGGCUCAACCAGCUAGCAUAAGGAUUCGCUGUGAAUAAUGCUGACAGACGCGACAGUCCCACAGGAAUAGUCGCUUAAGCUUUAAUGGGAACUCAAUCAAAGGCUCAUCGAUUUCUUUCUAGCUGAAAUUUUAGAUAAUUACUUAUUAAUUACUUAUUUUAGUUUGGUCUUAGUUUUUUAGCCUAAAGAAUACUUGGGUUGGCUCAUGCUGAUCUCAACAUGCUUCCUGGACAAUGUUUCUGCUUCUCAGUUCAGUGUCUUCUCUUAUUGUCUACCUAGUUAUGUGUGAAGUGUGCAGAAUUCAGGGAAGCCUAGACGUUUCAUACUCAGCUAGGGGUAGUUUGUUUUCAUGAUAGUGUGUAAAUUUAGCAACCAAAAAUUAAUUGUUCAUGCACAUCUAAGGAAGAUAAAGUUGUAGUGAGAUAAUGUGUUGCUGACAGUAGGAGGUGGUGGUCAAGGAACCACAGGGCUGUUCUCAUAACAUGAACACUCCUGUAGGUUUGAUCAUACCGGGGUGUGGUCUCAGUGGAUAUCAGGAAACAGAGGAAUCAAAGCACUCUUCUUCCAGUAGCUAUUGAAUUUUGCUGAUGCUUCUGAGUGUGUGUAAUGUUAUGAGAGGGUGAAGAAUUGGUACCCUAAAGAACAUCUGCAGUCACAUCUGUUACUUUUUACCCUUAAUCCUAGGGAUGACUAUGACAGACAGUGAAGUAGAAUCUCCUAGAAGGCUUCCUCAGUGUAAACAUAAACUUCUAAGUGCCGAAGUGACGGAGACGUGAAAAGGGCAAACCUAUUUCAACUCCCAGAUUUAUAUAUCCCAAGCAUUUACUUAAAAUUCAGAAGCCAGAAGUUCUAGAUCAUGAUUACUAGGAAGUCCCCAGAGAGCCAGGCCAAGCCUGGACAGUUGCAGUUGGAUGAGCCUGGCCUCCAUUGCCUUAUUCCUCAUUCAGGCAUACGAUCGACACCCUCUGCUAGCAUGACUUGCAUGUUUACAGUGUCUUUGCUGGAACCUCAGCUGACCUGAAAGGGACACUGGAGAUGCUUCUUGCUAGGUUGACAGAGCCCAGGAGACUGCAUUUAGGCCACUCUGUCCAUCUGUGUAUACAUCCCAUCCCCUCACUCCUAUGGUCAAAGGGUCUGGGAUUAGCAGCCCAGCGUUUGGAAUACAGCGUGUCUGGGGUGUCACCAAUGAGUGACACUGCUCUUUUCAUUGUAGUUAAUGUUAUAUCUUCAAAUGGAUGCACACCCCAGCUGACCUCAUCCCCCUCCCCCCAACGGCCUUGUUCCCAGUAUGCCUCUCCUGGGCCCCAUGAGGUUUGCCACUUGAUCUACUUGACUUUGAGUUGUAAAUUUCAAGUGAGCAUCAGAAUCAGGAGAGACAUCCCCUGAAGUCUCCAUAUGUAUUGUCCACAGUUUGCCCUGGACAGUGGUGUUUCAUUCAAGGCCUUGGCCCAGGCUUGGGUUAGAUGCCAAUGACCAGAUUUUGCAUGUGCAAGCAUUGGUUCUAUUUGUGGCCUGAAUCUUCUUGUGGGAAUUAUAAACGCCAUUGAAUCCACUAGUAAGUAGUCUUUUGAAACCAUGCAGCUUUAUUGCUCCCUUCCCCCAAAGAAUGUUGUUUGAAGUUUUCUCAUUUCGGCAGUAGAGGCCAUAACUGCCAUUGUAAUACUAUCAAUGCAACAUGAAACUGAAGGUGCCUAACUGCUUACAAAGCAGAGUUAGCCAUCACACUUUAACCUGGAAGGAAGAGAAGGGCACAGACACAGCAGAACCCUGUGGAUGGCAAGGACUGAGGGGUCAUGGCCUGAGUCCUGUGUCUUUGGCACAUAUACUGUGGGCCAUGUGUUUCUUCUUGCCUGCCUUUGGUUUCCUUCAGGUGUGUUCAGAGUACCUUCUAGAACUAACAGUGCCCUGUUUUCAGGAACCCAAAGCCCUCGGGACUGAGUGGAACACCGUCCAGUGGACUUCAAAGGCCACACUUUUGAGAGGUUUCCACAAGCAGCCAGGGCAUCAAGGAGCCUGCUGGGGUUUAGGUUGGGAUUAUUUUGUUUUGGUGUUUUUCUUCAAGUUUCAGCAGGAGAGAUGUGCAAUGUUUCACAUGAUUCAGAUUUGGCAUCAUUCUUUAAAAUGCUGCAUUGCAAUAUCGAUCACUUUGAAGUGGGAAAAAUGCAAAGUUGUGUUUCCCUUUUAUCUGGAAUCCCUAAGAAGCGUGUUAGUGUUCGUACUGUGAGUGGUCUUUCCUCGUAUGGCUUUGGCCAUGUGGCUGUCAUAACUUUCACUGUAUCAGGUUCUCGGCUCCUUCGUGGAAAUGAGAAGCCCUGCGCCACCAUGACCUUUUGUUCCAUGAGCGCAAUGCCACCUCAUUAACCUUUUUAGUGGAUUUUAUACCAUCUGUGUAUGUUUGCAAAUAUUAAGUUAUUACAUGUUUUAAAAUGAGCAUUUUUCAUCCUAAAUUUUAUAUGUUUGCAAAUAUAUUUUUUUAAUAAAAUUUCAAAACCAAG